AUGCCGUCCAGCGCUGGACCCAAUAUCCUCGCCGAAGCGCUGGAAAACUCUUCCCGGCUGAUUGACAGACAUCUUCAAGAUGACCGCUGCUUUCCUGACCUGUCGGAGCUGCUCAGCGUCCCAUCUCACAAUAUGCCGUCCCUCUCUGGAGUGUCGGACAUGGACUACCCCCUCCAGGGACCAGGUUUACUUAGUGUGCCAAAUCUCCCAGAGCUCAGUGCAGUCCGCCGAAUCCCUCUGCCACCUGAGCUGGUGGAGCAGUUCAGCCAUAUGCAAUGUAAUUGCAUGAUGGGAGUUUUUCCAGAGAUCUCUCGAGCAUGGCUUACUAUUGACAAUGACAUAUUUAUGUGGAAUUAUGAAGAUGGAGGUGAUGUGGCAUAUUUUGAUGGCCUUAUUGAAACCAUUCUGGCAGUGGGCCUUGUAAAACCAAAACAAGGAAUAUUACAGCCACACAUUCACUACCUCUUAGUAUUGGCCACUUCUGUGGAUGUAGUAAUCCUCGGGCUGAGCUUCCCCAAGAGCCAGGCUGGGUUGAAUGACAGCAUGUCUGGUGGGAUGCAGCUGCUACCAGACCCCCUCUUCUCAAUCCCCACAGACAACACCUACAUUCUAUCCAUCACCUCCACAGACCUGGGACGCAUCUUCAUGGCAGGAAAGGACGGCUGCCUCUAUGAGAUAGCUUACCAGGCUGAGGCUGGAUGGCUGAGCCAGCGCUGCAGAAAAAUCAACCACUCUAAAAGCUCUCUGUCCUUCCUCGUCCCCUCCAUGCUCCAGUUCUCCUUCUCUGAAGACGACCCCAUUGUGCAGAUUGCUAUUGACAACUCCCGCAACACACUAUUCACACGCUCUGAGAAAGGUGUCCUGCAGGUGUACGAUUUGGGGGCUGAUGGGCAGGGUAUGAGUCGGGUGGCAACCAUGUCACAGAACUCCAUUGUUGCAGCUGCUGGAAACAUAGCCAGGACAAUUGAUCGUUCUGUCUUCAAACCUAUUGUCCAGAUCUCUGUGAUUGAUAGAUCAGAGUCCUCAGAUUGUCACCUGCUCGCCGUCACUCAUGCAGGUGUGCGUCUCUACUUCAGCACCACACCUUUUACCCUUCCACACCAGAGGCAUAUGGCAGUUCGACCUAGCCUGCUAGCUUUGGUCCAUGUACGUCUGCCACCAGGGUUUUCUGCAUCCUCUACCCUGCAGAAACCUGCAAAGGUCCAUAAGGCACUACACAGCAAAGGUGUUCUGUUAAUGGCUGCUUCUGAGACAGAGGACAGUGACAUUCUGUGGUGCCUCAACCAUGACUCCUUUCCCUUCAAGAAGCCCUUGAUGGAGACUCAGAUGAUGUCUAAUGUAGAUGGACACUCUUGGGCUCUUUGUGCUAUUAAUGAGGAGAGACCAUCCAAGAUAUUUACUCCUCUGAACAAGGAACAGAUCCCCAUCACUGAAUCACCUGUGGUUGUCCAGCAGCACAAUAUCCCUCCGCAGAAGUUUGUCCUUCUCUCUGCAAAGGGCAGUCAUAUCUUCCAAAAACUGCGGCCAGUAGACCAGCUCCGUCACCUGCUGGUCAGCUGCGCAGGAGGGGAAAGUGAAGAGGUUGAGCGUUUCUUCAAGCUGCACAGGGAGGAGCAGGCUUGUGCCACAGCACUGAUCCUGGCAUGUUCCAGCGCUGCUUGUGACAGAGAGGUUUCACAGUGGGCGACCAGAGCCUUCUUCAGAUAUGGAGGAGAAGCACAGAUGAGAUUCCCUGCAGCCAUGACAUCUCCCAGUACUGUUGGACCCGUGAUGAGCUCUCCAGCACCAGGCAUCAUGCCCCCAGCUUUGGCCACACCUUUCACACCAAUGCAUUCUGGGUCUGCCCCCAUCACACCCAUGUCCGCUGGCCCAGAGGUGAUUUUCUCAGGGAAACACAAUGGCAUCUGUGUCUACUUUGCUCGCAUUCUUGGGAAUAUUUGGGAUGGCAGUCUUGCUGUUGAGAAAACCAUCAGUAAAGGAAAUCAAACUGUCAAUAUAUUGGAAAGCAGCGUUGGUUCGAUUGAUCUGGAGUCAGUACUUAUGGAGCUCUGCGGUCUGCGGGAGUUUCUUGAUAAAAACUCUCAAUUCAGUCCAUCUGCUCUUGGUGCUGCAAGUUUCAGCUCCCCUGCCAACCUGCAGCAAAGGCUGCUGGGAUUUAUGCGUCCUGAAGGAGCCACCUCUCAGCAGGUCCAGCAGGAGCUCCAGAGGAAAUAUCACACCAAGGCUCAGGUCUAUGAGAAAGUAUCGCUGCAGGGUAUCCAGCAGUUAGUGCAUCGCUCCUAUCAGACCCUGGCUCUUUUGAAGCUUCUCUGUGAUCAUCAGUUCAGCCUCAUUAUGUCUGAGCUGCCAAAGGAGUUUCAAGAGCAGAUGAAGGGAGCAAGUUUUAAGGAUGUAGUGAUUCGGGGCAAGGAGCUGUCUGGAGCGCUCAUCACAGCACUCAUUAAUGUCUACAUCAAAGAUAAUGCCUCUGUGGAGGCCAUCAGCAAUCACCUCCGGGACAUCUGUCCCCUGCUGUAUAGCAGCGAUGACAGCGUUUGCUCCAAGGCUAAUGAGUUGCUGCAGGGCUCUAAGCAGAUUCAGAAUAAAGCAGAUAAAGAGCGAACACUCAGGGAGUCUCUACGGCUCUAUCAGCAGAUCAGUCAACACACAGAUCUGCCGCUGGUCUGCUCCCAGUACAGACAAGUGCGUUUCUACGAGGGAGUCCUUGAGUUGUGCCUCACAGCAGCGGACAAGAAGGAUCCACAGAGACUGGGGCCCCACUUCUACAAGAACGGAGAGCCCGAGGAGGAUGGAGUGGGACAGCAGGCCUUCCAGGAAAGACUUUCGUGUUAUAAGUGCAUCACAGACACCAUGCAGGAGCUGGUGAACCAGAGCAAAGCCGCCCCUCAGUCUCCCAGCGUCCCUAAGCAGCCUGGGCCUCCUGUAAUGACCUCUGACCCUAACAUGCUCAGUAACGAAGAAGCUACAGCUCAUUUUGAACAGAUCCUCGGGCUGGCCCAGAGGUCUCAGGACGAGCUGUUUCACAUUGCUCUGUACAACUGGCUGAUUCAGGCCGACCUGACUGACAAGCUGCUAGAGGUGAAUUCUCCGUACCUGGAAGAACAUCUGAUGCAUAUGAUAAAGCAGGAUCAGAGUAAGGUGCACAACAUGGACCUGUUGUGGCGCUACUAUGAGAAGAACCGUAACUUUGGCAAGGCAGCUCAUGUACUGGCCCGUCUCGCAGACAUGCACAGCACUGAGAUCUCAUUGAAGCAGCGUUUGGAGUACAUUGCCCGAGCCAUCCUGUCUGCUAAGAGUUCCUCCUGUAUCUCAGCUCAGGCAUCUGAUGGAGAGUUCCUUCACGAGCUGGAAGAAAAGAUGGAGCUGGUGCGUAUUCAAGUACAGAUCCAGGAUACCCUGAUCAGACAGUACUCCCAUCAUCCCUCAGUGAAAAAUGUCAUCUCUCAGUUGGACUCGGAGCUUAUGGACAUCACCAAGCUCUAUGGGGAGUUUGCUGACCAUUUCAAGUUGUCUGAGUGCAAGCUGGCCAUCAUUCACUGUGCAGGACACUCUGACCCAAUCCUGGUGCACUCCCUGUGGCAGGAGAUCAUGGAGAAAGAACUUGGAGACACCGUGGCUAUGAGUCCAGCAGACAGGAUGAGGUCUCUCAGUUUGAAACUGGUAUCACUGGGAAGGAUUUACGCCGGAACACCAAGAUAUUUCCCUCUGGAGUUCCUAGUAAAGUUUCUAGAGCAGGAGGUGUGUCGACUGAACUGGGACGUGGGCUUCGUCACCUGCACCAUGCAGGAGAUUGGAGUACAGUUGCCGCGUCUUCUGGAGGUCUAUGACCAACUCUUCAAAACUCGGGAUCCCUGUUGGCAGCGGCUGAAGAAACCUCUCCACCUGGUGGAGUGUAUCCACGUGCUCCUGUCAGGAUACGUGGAUGAUCCCAGCAGAGUGCCAACCUAUGACAGACGCAGAUUCACUAAUGUGUGUCUCGACGACAUCUGUGGAUACCUCGUGGAGCUGCAGUCUCUGAGCCCAAACUCAGCCCUUCAACAAACCAUCGGCAACUUCAAGUCACUGCAGGCGAAGCUGGAGAAUCUCCACUGACGCUGGUAAUGACGUUGUUCACAGGACAAGGGACCGGUGACCUCUGGAUCUUGCACUGUUGGCCUUAAUUAAACAGUUGAUUUAAAGUGUGAUUACCUGAUCAGCGCACGUUUGUAGUCCACUGUAGUUUGCCUCUUGUCCUCUUCAGUCUGAUGUGUUGCAGCUUAGCAAGUGCGUGUUGUUAAGGGACAGAGGGAGCAGAUGACUGUAAAGUCUUCUGAUAAAGAUGAGGUAGACUGAAGAGACACGUUUUAUAACUUAUUUAAUACAUUUUGUUAUAGGUCCAAACAAUGCUGAAAUACAACUUUGGAAGCAAGACACUAUUUGUCAUUUGCAUUGUGUGCAAAUAGCUGUGUCUUAAAGAUAUCUUAAAAAAAAGACAAGAUAUUGGAGUUAUCAGUUUAUAAAAACAUGAAAUCAGGUGAGUUUUCAUAUAUGAAAAUGCACUUAUCGACGAUUGAUUUGGGAUAUUUUCAUAUGAAUCUACUUGGUGAAUAUACUGGACUAAAGCCUUUUGAUCACAGGAUUAAUUUUGAUUGUUCUACGUUUGCCUCCAAACUAACAGUUAAGAGUUGGAUGUUGUAAUUAUGUACAUAAUAACUUGGCCAUAAUGUUGUCUCUUCUGCCAAAGUUCAUGCACACACUUAAACCUUUUUUCCCAUAUGUAUUAUUUACAGUGAGCAUUUUAUCUUCUUGGUUGAUACAUUUAACAGUGCUUUUGUAAUUGUUUUGAAUGUGAAACACAUUUUUAACGCAGUUCACAGUACUACACUCAAAACUUUGAGAAAAAAACAUAAACAUUUUUUAUAAAGAAAUAAAUCUUGUCAUUGCUUU
Messenger RNA from Perca fluviatilis (European perch), 4926 nucleotides. RefSeq names its product nucleoporin 155 (gene nup155). The transcript is spliced from 33 exons. The coding region runs from base 1 to 4092 and encodes 1363 amino acids. Gene Ontology annotation, molecular function: structural constituent of nuclear pore. The record is from RefSeq and is a predicted model, not a curated record. NCBI's taxonomy places the organism in Eukaryota, Metazoa, Chordata, Actinopteri, Perciformes, Percidae. Gene Ontology annotation, biological process: RNA export from nucleus; protein import into nucleus; protein localization to nuclear inner membrane. Gene Ontology annotation, cellular component: nuclear pore; nuclear pore inner ring.